Molecule: messenger RNA, 1378 nt
Organism: Hippopotamus amphibius kiboko
Lineage: Eukaryota; Metazoa; Chordata; Mammalia; Artiodactyla; Hippopotamidae
Source: the annotation of a RefSeq genome assembly
AUGUUAAAAUAUAUCAUCCCAACUAUCAUACUAAUACCUCUGACCUGAAUAUCAAAAAAUAGCAUAAUCUGAACCAACACUACAGCCCACAGUCUGUUAAUCAGCCUCACAAGCCUACUCCUCCUAAACCAAUUCAACGACAAUAGCCUAAACUUCUCACCAAUGUUCUUCUCUGACCCCCUAUCUACCCCCCUCCUAAUCCUAACAAUAUGGCUCCUACCCCUAAUACUAAUAGCCAGCCAAUCACACCUACUUAAAGAACCCCCAACCCGAAAAAAACUGUUUAUCACAAUACUAAUUACGCUACAAACAUUCCUAAUCAUAACAUUCUCAGCUAUAGAACUAAUCCUGUUCUAUAUCCUAUUUGAAGCCACACUCAUCCCAACCCUCAUCAUUAUCACCCGAUGAGGUAACCAAACAGAGCGCCUUAACGCAGGCCUUUACUUUCUAUUCUAUACCCUAAUAGGAUCUCUCCCCCUCCUAGUAGCACUGAUUUAUAUCCAAAAUAUCACAGGAUCCCUAAACUUCCUAAUACUCCAAUAUUGAACCCAAGCCGUAUCCAACUCUUGAUCCAACGUCUUCUUAUGACUAGCAUGUAUAAUAGCUUUCAUGGUAAAAAUACCCCUCUACGGCCUCCACCUAUGACUACCUAAAGCACACGUAGAAGCACCCAUCGCCGGCUCAAUAGUCCUAGCCGCCAUUCUACUAAAACUAGGAGGCUAUGGCAUACUACGUAUCACAACUAUCCUAAACCCCCUAACAGAAAUAAUAGCAUAUCCGUUCAUCAUACUCUCCCUAUGAGGGAUAAUCAUAACUAGCUCCAUCUGCCUGCGCCAAACAGACCUGAAAUCACUCAUCGCAUACUCUUCCGUAAGCCACAUAGCACUCGUCAUCGUAGCAAUCCUCAUCCAGACCCCAUGAAGCUACAUAGGAGCAACAGCCCUGAUAAUCGCCCAUGGCCUCACAUCAUCCAUACUGUUCUGCCUAGCAAAUUCAAACUACGAGCGAAUUCACAGCCGAACAAUAAUCUUGGCUCGAGGACUACAAACACUCCUUCCACUAAUAGCCGCCUGAUGACUACUAGCAAGCCUGACAAACCUGGCUCUACCACCCACUAUCAACCUCGUCGGAGAACUACUAGUAAUCAUGUCCUCUUUCUCAUGAUCAAAUAUUACCAUUAUCCUAAUAGGAACCAACAUCAUAAUCACCACCCUAUACUCACUAUACAUACUAACCACCACUCAACGCGGCAAGUACACCCAUCACAUCAACAACAUUACACCCUCAUUUACACGAGAAAACGCCCUAAUAGCACUCCACAUCCUACCCCUCCUACUACUAUCCCUAAAUCCCAAAAUCAUCCUAGGCCCCCUCUACU